GUUUUCGAACUUGAAACAAAGAUGGCGUCUGGAAAUCCCUUGAUAACACUAGAGCGAAUGCUAAAUGGCAGGACAACGUUAAAAACACAGAAGAUGACACACACAAAUAUAGUGUGCAUUGGAACAGAACUUUUAGAUGAAAUACAGCAAGUCACGAGAGAAGAUAAAGAAAAAGCUGUUCAAGAAGCUGUUGCUGCAACUGAAGCAAAAGCAAAUGCAGAAUUGAAAAAAGCUCUCCAAGAGCAGAGAGAACAGAUGGAGGAAGAGAGAGAACAAGCACUGGAGGAAGCUAGAUUGCAAGCUGAGGAACAAAUGGCAGAAAUUAAGUACCGAUGUGAAGUGGCAGAAAAAAAGCGGGCUCGCUCAGCGUUGGAAAGAUUUCAAGGAGAAAAGAGGGAUGCUUUGCAAAAAGCAGCAGAAGAAGCUGAGAAAAAGAACCAAGAGGCUCUGAAAAAUCUCACCAAGACGCUCACAAGAAAGCUCAGAAGUGAAGCUGCUCUUCAAAGAGAAUUGGCUGUUGGUGAAGCACUUGCAGUUGCUAGGAAAAAUGCCGAGCGACGUCCACAAGAAUCAGUCGAAGAAACAGCACUAGAAUGUGAAAGAAAAGCUGCAGCAGAAGCGUCAAGAGUAGCUCGGGUCCACCAGAACAAAGUGAAUGAACUAAAUCAAAGGAUUAAUCAGUUGGAAAGAAAUUUAGAUGCUGAAAACGACGCAAAACUUAAAGUAGAAAAUUUGUUUCAAGAAAUGAAAGAAGACUACAAGAGAUUUCAGAAUUAUACCAGAGGAUUUCAUUCGGACUUUCUUAUGAAAUAACCAACGUAUUUCUGUGGGAUUAUUUUAAGUGUUUGUAAAUAUUCAGAAGGUACUCAGUACAAAAAGUCAUAACAAGUUCUAGAAGAGUAAUCCACGCCCACGGGCGAUUUCGCAGAAUCAAAUAAGUGAAUUUAUUUUGUUCACGGAGAAAAAAAAAAAAAUUAAUUCUCUCUUCUUACGACGAGGGCAUUAUAAUUGUUCCCAGAAAGCAUUAUUUAUACAUGAGAAAUUAUUAAUAGUUUUGAUUUUGAAAUUUAUUCGAAAAAAAAAAAGUUUGGAACAUACGAAGACCGUGCUUCUCUAUUUAACUAAUUGAUUUGGACGAAAGUAAUUUAUUUUUUUCCCUUGACCAGAAUUUCUAUUAGUUUUUGACUCCUCGAACACUACUAUGUUCAGUUAAAAAUUCACCCCUUGGUAGCUAGUGGUAUAAUUAAUCCCCAAUACGUUUAUUCGUCAUUUGCCAUUUCAAACGUACCCAAAGAAAAUAAAUUUGCACGACUCUUUAAAUUAAAGAUUGGGUUAAAAAAAACCAAACAAACAAACAAAAAAAUCCUGCCUUAAUCUCGAUGGACAGAUUCUUUAACCAGUAACCAAAAUUAAUUUGUUCUCUAUCGGGUUCUGGUUGAUAGCCCACUGGGCUUUGCCAUAACAAGACAUUGUUUUGCAUACUGUAGACUCGCCAUUAAUGUACGUAUUUCCAAAGUAAUGAAACCACAAGAGUGGAAUUCCCUGGGCGGUCGCGAACGGAACAUCAAUUUCAAAUCCUUUUGUAGUUUUUUGUGUAAGCCUGAUGGACGGUUUUACAAUUGGAAACAAAAGAUGAACAAAAAAAAAAUCGCAACCGUUCAACUCCGCGAUCGAUCACUGAUGGCAAAGAUAAGUUUAAACGUUAUAAUUUAUGCAUUACUCCUCAACGACAUUAAAGUACUUUUUUUAUCGUAAAUUUCUUUUAAUAAAUUCAAUGCAUUAUUUCC
Messenger RNA from Stylophora pistillata, 1787 nucleotides. RefSeq lists its product as uncharacterized. The record is from RefSeq and is a predicted model, not a curated record. Lineage: Eukaryota; Metazoa; Cnidaria; Anthozoa; Scleractinia; Pocilloporidae.